Molecule: messenger RNA, 4685 nt
Organism: Paramormyrops kingsleyae
Lineage: Eukaryota; Metazoa; Chordata; Actinopteri; Osteoglossiformes; Mormyridae
Gene: dtx1
Product: deltex 1, E3 ubiquitin ligase
Biological process (GO): protein ubiquitination; Notch signaling pathway
Molecular function (GO): zinc ion binding
Source: RefSeq, a predicted model, not a curated record
GCUGGCCAGCCUCCCGGAGCUGCUCCCGGUCUAUUUACGCGUACAGUCGACGCAGAGACUCGGCGAGAGCAACAGCUUCGCGAUCUCCUGCAACACAUCGCACGUUUGGCCACCAUCGGUCCUUCAACGUCGGUCCGCCAAAAUAUUAGUGAAGCGACUAUACAUUCAUAUGGUGCAACGCUAAAAAUUACAUGGGUUCAUGCCCUAUUGAUUUAGAUGAAGUGGUUCUUUUGCUUACAUCGGGAAAUCUAUGCUUUGCCUGUGGAAAGUGAGCGCAGCUGUCUGUCAUAUGCCGUUUUACGUCUGAAUUCAGGUGAAUCCCAUAAUUUGUGCGAAAAUCCUCUGAAUGAAAAGGGGUUAUUUCUGAAGCAAACGGUGCAGUCGGUCAUUGAAUGGAAAAUCGUGCACUGAAUUACUAGACCAUACAAAAAUGAAUAUGCACCUCACACGACUGGAAGGAUAUAACUGGGGCAUGUUUUUUCCAAUACAUUUCUGGAUAGCCGAUUGUAAAGUAAUGGAGGACACGCAUUAGUUUAAGAAAAAUUCUCGGAUAUAACAAAAAGGUACGGUGAUUCCGCAUGUAAUUUUUACAUCGAACUUCCAUAUUCCUCAGUAAAUAUAAAUUAUACGCCCGAGUCUGCCCGGACGACGCUGGAAAAAACUGCUUUAAUUAUUCGGAGGCGAAUCCAGCACAUCUGGAGGCAGUUUCCACGGCACGAGGUGCUUAUGGUGGGGCACCGUCACCCCUGCGUGGCAGCACCCCUCUGCGAGGCAGCACCCCCCUGUGUGGCAUCCCGUCACAGCCCGUCACAUCACGGAGUGGCUGAGGACGUGGUGUCUCUCUUCUCAGUGUCUCAGAGGCCCACAGCACAGUGUCUCAGUGGAGGGCUGAUAUCACACCUGACCAUUCUCCAGCUGAGCUGGAACCCAGGACCAGCUUUAUUGAAGACUUUUCAAAGUCGACCAGAUCAAGCAGACGGUAGCUGUUGGCUUCCUUGCUGCCGUCAGCCUGGCCGUAUUUCUGGCCUCCCUCUCCGGCCUCCUUGUUAGCGAGUCCCGUGUCACCAGUAGACCUGUGAUGGCACGCCCCAACUCCGGGGUGCUGGUCUCGGGCAACGGGCUGGGCUACCCUCCUCAGAACACCGCGCGGGUGGUGGUUUGGGAGUGGCUGAACGAGCACGGGCGUUGGCGUCCCUACGGUGCGGCCGUGUGCCACCAUAUAGAGAACGUUCUGAAGGGAGAUGCUCGUGGCACUGUGGUACUGGGCCAGGUCGAUGCCCAGCUGGCACCUUACAUCAUCGACCUACAGUCUAUGCAUCAGUUCCGCCAGGACACUGGAACAAUGCGGCCCGUGCAGCGCAACUUCUACGAGCCGUCGUCGGCGCCGGGCAAGGGUGUGGUGUGGGAAUGGGAGAAUGACAACGGCACGUGGACACCCUAUGACAUGGAGAUCUGCGUGACCAUCCAAAACGCCUACGAGAAGCAGCACCCGUGGCUGGACCUAAGCUCUUUGGGCUUCUGCUACCUCAUCGAUUUCAACAGUAUGGCACAGACCAACCGGCAGAGCCAGCGGCGGCGGCGGCUGCGCCGGCGGAUGGACCUGGCCUACCCACUUACCGUGGGUUCCAUCCCCAAGUCGCAGUCGUGGCCAGUGGGUGCCAGCUCUGGCCAGCCCUGCUCCUGCCAGCAGUGUAUUCUGGUCCACAACACACGGGCCGCAUCCAAUGCCAUACUAGCCUCGCAGCGCCGCAAGGUGUAUUCGGGGGCAAACCCGCCCUCCAAUGGCAACCAGACCUCCACCGUGCGCCAGAGCAACACGUUUGCCGGAGCCCCGCUGUGGUCCUCAGGCUCUGGCACGGUGAGUGGCACCAGCAGCAGUGAGAGGGUGGGAAGUGGCUCAGGCACUGCCCAUAGCCCCGCCGACCUCCCAGCCGCCCACAGCCUCACCAUCAACGGGCAGAACAACCUGAACCGACCUGGCACUCAACGCGUCUCCAUGGGAACAGCCCGCGGAGCCAUCCCACCAGGAGUUCCUGCCCUCCCUGUGAAGAACCUGACAGGCUCCGGCCCAGUACACCCAGCCCUGGCAGGUAUGACAGGCAUCCUGAUGUGUGCGGCAGGGCUGCCUGUGUGCCUAACCCGCGCCCCCAAGCCCAUCCUGCACCCCCCACCCAUCAACAAGAGCGACAUGAAGCCAGUGCCGGGAGUCAAUGGCAUCCGUCGCAAGACCAAGAAGAAGCACCUGAGGAGGGGUAAAAACCCAGAAGAUGUGGUUCGCAGAUACACCGAGAAAAUCAAAAUAAUUCCUGAUGAGGACUGCACCAUCUGCAUGGAGAGGCUGGUGACCUCUUCCGGCUACGACGGCCUGCUGAACCACAAGGGUAUCAAGGCCGAGCUGGUGGGCAAGCUGGGAAAGUGCGGCCACAUGUACCACCUGCUGUGCCUGGUGGCCAUGUAUAACAACGGCAACAAGGAUGGCAGCCUGCAGUGCCCCACCUGUAAGGCCAUCUACGGGGAGAAGACAGGCACCCAGCCUCCAGGGAAGAUGGAGUACCACGUCAUCCCGCACAGUCUGCCAGGCUACCUGGAGUCCAAAACCAUCCGCAUCGUCUAUGACAUCCCUGCCGGUAUCCAGACCACUGAGCACCCAAACCCUGGGAAGAAGUUCAGCGCCAGGGGUUUCCCAAGACACUGCUAUCUCCCAGACAACGAGAAGGGCAGAAAGGUCCUGAGGCUGCUGAUCAUGGCGUGGGACCGGCGGCUCAUCUUCACCAUUGGCACCUCCAGCACCACAGGGGAGUCGGACACGGUGGUCUGGAACGAGAUCCAUCACAAGACCGAGUUUGGCUCCAACCUGACCGGCCACGGAUACCCAGACCCCAAAUACAUGGACAACGUGCUGGCAGAGCUGUCUGCCCAGGGCGUGGCUGAGGAGAAUCUGAAGGAGUGAGGGUGCAGGAAGGCCCAGCACUGAGAACUCUGCCAACAUUGCCCACCAGGGGGCACUAUAAGGAUGGAAAUUAAACAAUGAGCGCUGUCUUUAAUUCCACCUUGCAUACAAGAAUAAUAUUCAGUGGACAUACGUGUGAAGGAAAUAUUUUUAAAAAACAGUAAUAAUUUUUUUCUAGCGUCUGGCUAAAAAAAACAUGCAUAAGCAAAAGGUUACUGUCGUUCUGUCCGCUUCUUGGACGUAUCAGACCGUGUCAGCAUAUGGGGCUGAUAACAUCAAGCUAUCUGGGCUUGUUGCGGGGGGAGAGGUAACCCCCCUCCCCCCCAGCCAGCAGGUCCUCUGUCUGCUGAGGGAGGCGUAGAAAUGUGAGGACCACUACUCUGGGUGGCCAGCCUGCAGACAGUGAGCUUUUUUAUUUAUUAAUUUUUUUUGGGUGGGUGGGGGGGGGGCAAUUCCAGGAAAUGUAGACCACGUUUAGAGGAUAUAAGGAGGCUGAGCAGUGUUUCAUACGCCUCAUUUAGGAAACUAUGUGAGAUGUAUUAGGUUAGCAAGUCUUACUUUUACUUUUAUAACAGGAGGGAGCUUUGAUUUCUGCUUAAGCCAAAUGUUUGUCGGUUGAAGCGUUUGAGCCUCUUUCUAAAAUUGUUAAACCAGCAAAGCCGAUAAAACGAGGUCCUAGCAGUUUAACGAGGUCCUGGCGGUUUAACGGGAAGGUCACACCAAAGUAGAGCAAACUGUCAGCACGUAUUUCAUGCAAAAAACCCACCCGAUCUCUCCUGCGGACGUGGUGUCUGGAACGUUGUUUUCUUUGUAUGUUUGUUUGUCUGUUUUUUAAGGUUAGUUUUAAUAUUACAGGAGCAAAGUUGAUGCGGUUUAGGGAGGUUUUAAGAGGUUACAGCACGCGCGGAGAAGGUGUGUGUUGCAGCAUUCCUACCUUUGCCACCAUUCAUCAGGUAUCUGCUAUAGCACCUAACAGGCUGUUAAAGCACCGUCUGAGAGAUGACCCGUCGCUCUGCCUACUCAGACAGCCCUGGCAGACCCUAGUUAUGUUAAACAGCGUGCUGUCUACCUAUAGGUGCGUCCUGCUUGGGGUAUUUUACAAGGGAAAGCUGUCUUAAUGAACGGUAUUAAUGGCAGCCCUUGAGACGGAAUCCUGGGGCGCACAGGGGGGCGCUUCUACCGGGAUGCCUUCGGCGCAGGGCGGCGGGAUAGCGCUCUGUGUCCCCAGUGUAGCUGCGAUUCCCAGCUCUCGUGUCAGCCUUGCUUUCCUUUUUAAGUUUAAAGAGAGAUCCCUUUCGGCUGUGCAGUUCAUUCUCGCAAAGGGCGCACCUGAUAUAUAUAAUCGACUUUACCGAAAAUGUUUUGGAAUCCGAAAGGGGAUUAAUGUAGUAAUUGAGUGCGCGUUUCGCCGCGUGUCAGCGGAUUUUGGGGUAAUCCUUUUAAAAAUGCUGUUCAAUUUCCGACUGAAUCAUUGUCUUCCUUUGCACUUUGAGACGGCAGACUUUGUUCACUGAGCGUUUCGAUUUGAGGAGCUGUCUUGAAAUGCAUUAGCUAGUUUAGCUCGUUUAUUAAAGUUUAAGUUUUUAAGAUGUCUUGUAUUGCUUCUAUAUAAUAUAUACAUUUACAUAAAAUGUUCUGUCUUAAUAUUAAAGCUCAAUUUGUGUGAGGUAAAAUUAUUUUUUAUACUAUUCUGUAUGACAAAAAUCAUAUAUAAAAAUAUAUUAUACAUUUAAAA